This is a messenger RNA of Melanotaenia boesemani (Boeseman's rainbowfish), 3251 nucleotides long. RefSeq names its product helicase, lymphoid specific (gene hells). Gene Ontology annotation, cellular component: nucleus; pericentric heterochromatin. The record is from RefSeq and is a predicted model, not a curated record. Bases 344 to 2899 code for a protein of 851 amino acids. Gene Ontology annotation, biological process: pericentric heterochromatin formation; lymphocyte proliferation; negative regulation of gene expression via chromosomal CpG island methylation. Gene Ontology annotation, molecular function: ATP binding; ATP-dependent chromatin remodeler activity; chromatin binding. Lineage: Eukaryota; Metazoa; Chordata; Actinopteri; Atheriniformes; Melanotaeniidae. The transcript is spliced from 23 exons.
AAGACGGAAGUACAUUUGAAGUACAUUUGUAGUUUUAAACUGGCAGACAAACACGGUGUCCGCGGCACGUGCGUGGAAACCGGUGGAUUUUUAACAGCGAUAUACACUGGUUUAGUUUAAGAUAAAACUUUGGAAGCAAACUGCGGUGACUGAAACGUUUUUAGAAGAACCGGACCGAAAACUAGAAGCUUUACAGAGUUUUGCUUUAUGGCGGAUUAAAUAAGCUGCAGUACUGAUUGUGUAACUGCAGCUUUUUUUUUUUUACUUUUUUGUUGGAAAACAAAAAAGGUUUGUUAAAGUUUUCAGAAGCAUUGAAGCAGUCAGGUCAUCCCCGUUAACAACUAUGAGCUGUCUGAAAGAGGAACGUCGAAGUGCAUCCCCUCAGUGUCCCAAACCUGACGAGUCUGAGCAGCCGCUGGGAACCGCCAUGGAGACUGAAGCUGCCGAUGAUACGAGUGUGAAAUCUGAAAACAUGUCUCAAGUGGUCAUCACGAAGGAGAUGGAGGAGGAAGAGAAGCUACUGAUGGAGGAAGGAGAGCGGAAGGAAAAGGAGAUGAUGGAGAAAGCCCGGCAGUCGUGGGAGAAGGACUCACAGGACAUGAGGUUCAAGAGACUUCAGCAUCUUCUCCAGAAGAGCAACAUCUACUCCAAAUUCUUACUGACCAAGAUGGAGCAGCAGCAGAAUGAGGAAAAACUCCGGAAGGACAGACUGGAGAAGAAAGCCAAGAAGGUUCAAACCUGUAGCGGAGACCCUGAGAAAGAUAAAAAGAAGAGGAAGAGAACCGACGAGUACAAAAUAGCCGAUGUGAUGUCAGCGGAGGAAAUUAUGUCUCAAGCCAAGAAAUCAAAGGUGGAGGAAGCGAACGAGGCGCCGACCCAGAGGAAACUGGAAGCCGAGGACAUCGAGAAGAUGAGUGACUCCAACCAGGACAUCAAGAACCGCCUAUCGGAGACGGUUCGAGACAAUGCCAAGCACCUCCUGCAUCCUCAAAGGAAGGUGAACGGGCAGCCGGUUUCUGUCCAGCAGCCAGAGCUCUUCACUGGGGGAGUCAUGAGGUCCUACCAGAUCGAAGGCAUCGAGUGGCUCAGGAUGUUGUGGGAGAACGGGAUCAACGGGAUCCUGGCUGAUGAGAUGGGACUGGGGAAGACCAUCCAGUGCAUUGCUCACAUCGCCAUGAUGAUAGAGAAGAAGGUGAUGGGCCCUUUCCUUGUGGUGGCCCCUCUCUCCACUCUGCCCAACUGGAUCAGUGAAUUCAGACGCUUCACUCCGGAGGUGUCGGUGCUGCUCUAUCACGGUCCCCAGACAGAGAGGGCCAAGCUGCUGAAGCAGAUCCGCCGGCCUCAGGGGCCCCUCAGCAUGUUUCCGGUAGUCGUCACGUCCUUUGAGAUCUCCAUGAUUGACAGGAAGUUCCUCCAGCGCUUCCAGUGGAAGUAUCUGAUCGUGGACGAAGGUCACAGGAUCAAGAACAUGAACUGCCGUCUGGUCCGGGAGCUGAAGAUGUUCCCCACCGAUAACAAGCUGCUGCUGACGGGAACGCCGCUGCAGAACAACCUGGCUGAGCUCUGGUCCCUCCUCAACUUCCUCCUUCCAGAGGUCUUUGAUGACCUGAAGAGCUUUGAGUCAUGGUUCGACAUCAACACGCUGGGAGAAUCUGAGAACGUGGUGGUAGCCGAGCGGGAGCAGAACAUCCUGAGCAUGUUGCACCAGAUUCUGACUCCGUUCCUGCUCCGAAGGCUCAAGUCCGAUGUGACGCUGGAGGUUCCUCCAAAGAAAGAGAUCGUAGUUUACGCUCCUCUGACGCCCAAGCAGGAGGUUUAUUACUCCGCUGUGGUUAACAAGACCAUCGCUAAGAUGCUGGGCCAAGAAAAGACAGAAGCUCCCGUCCUCCUGACGCCAAACGGCAGACCCAAGCGGCGAAGUCGGAAGGCGGUGAACUACAGAGAGACAGAGGCGGACACACCAUUUGCCCUGGAAAAAUACCUGGAGCAGGUCCGGAAGGAGGCGGAGCAGAGUCCCUCUCCAGUCCUGGAUGUCCAGAGCCCACUGGAUGCUCAGAUCAACCUGAAGCUGCAGAACAUGUUAAUGUUGCUGAAGAGAUGCUGUAACCACCCCUACCUGGUGGAGUACCCCCUGGACCCCGCCACCCAGGAGUUCAAGGUUGAUGAACAGCUGGUGCAGAGCUCUGGAAAGUUCCUGAUCCUGGAUCGACUGCUGCCUGCCCUGAAGAAGAGAGGACACAAGGUUCUGAUCUUCAGUCAGAUGACGUCCAUCUUGGAUAUCUUGAUGGAUUACUGCUACCUACGAGGCUUCCAGUUCAGCCGACUGGACGGCAGCAUGUCCUACGCCGACAGAGAUGAAAAUAUGACCAGGUUUUCCAAAGAUCCAGAGGUGUUCCUGUUCCUGCUGAGCACCCGAGCAGGUGGUCUGGGGAUCAACCUGACAGCUGCUGAUACCGUCAUCAUCUUCGACAGUGACUGGAACCCCCAGGCAGACCUGCAGGCUCAGGACCGCUGCCACCGCAUCGGGCAGACCAAACCAGUGGUCGUCUACCGGCUGGUCACAGCCAACACCAUCGACCAGAAGAUCCUGGAGAGAGCCUCGGCCAAGAGGAAGCUGGAGCAGCUGGUCAUCCACAAGAAUAAGUUUAAAGGAGGGAAGGCAGAGCUGAAACAGAGCAGAAGCUGCAUCGAUCUGGAUGAGCUGCAGGAGCUGCUCAAAGCUAAAGGGCCUGAGAAAGAGGUGAAGGCUUCCAGAGGGAAGGUGAUCAGCGACAAGGACCUGGAGGCUUUACUGGAUCGCAGCGACUUACUGGACAAAGACAAGGGGAGCAUGAAGGAGAAGGUGGGAGUGUUCAGAGUGAUUGAUGCCAGCCAGUCGUCGGAGAUCACUCUGACCUGAAGCUUCACCAGAUGUUUUCCAGCCGAGGCAUCCUGCACCUCCUGACUGUACAAGAAGACCUCCUUUCUGUUUCUGACCUGUGGAGCAUUUCUGUUUUUAUUGUUUUCUUAUCAGACGUGAUCUACUGUUUAACCACUGUGUCCAGUUUGAAGAUGACUUUCCCAGAUUGUGUCAGAGACAGAUGAGGACUUUCCCGUCCUGGGUUCAUGUGCAGAGCAUCUUAGAUGGAUCUUAGACACCAAACAGCUGCUGCCGCAUGACGGACUCGGCUCAGUAUUAAAGCACUUUGAUGCAGCUGACACACACAAACAUGUUUUCUUUGGUCUUUCUACAAAUAAACAGAUUAAACGUG